ACUUUUUAGCCAAGGAAUGUCAACAUAUCAGAGAAACUCUCAACAAUAUUCAACAACUGGUUGUGGGCACAGAGAGAAAUACAACUGUGUGCCAAACAAUCUAUGAAAAAAUUGACAAUUUUACAUCAACAUUGCAAAUUAAUUUGAGCAGCCUUCAGAGUGACUUUUCCCAGCAGUUUGAGACUUUGGUAAAUAAAGUUGAGUCCCAGAAAGAGGUGAUGACAGGGUUGGAGGAAAGACUGCAAAAGAAUGGCGAUGCAACGGCAGAGCUGGACUCACAUCUGCAAAGUUUAAAGAAUAGCCUAGAGAGUCUGAGAGAGGAGCAGGAAAGACAAGGACAUAUGCUGAAAGAGGUCCAAAAGCUGCUCAACACUUUGGUCUCAGAGCAUUCAGCCAAAUCCAGCCACGAAGGAGCGAUGGACAGCGCCAUCCAGACGUCACCAGCGCUGGAGCAGUCUGUGUCAUCCAAUAUCCUGCAGGAUAACAAGCUCGAUGGAACACAGCUUGCAUGUGCAUCAUACAACCUUGAACAAAAUCAAGUUGAAGUUCCCCCUCAGGAUCGUAGCCACAUCAUCAUGCAGAGGAAAUUCACUGUGAGUGGCCAUAGGAGGCGCAAAAAGAGACCAUUGGUGCCCUCACAGAGGAGGAAGAGCACAGUCUCCGAUGAAAACCGUCGACCUCUCAUGAACUCAAACAAACAGAAUCUUUCAGGAUCUCUCCAUGAGAACUGUUAUCUAGACAUUGCAUCCAGCCAGGACAGUGUUAACCCCAACAGUCAAAUACCACUGAACAAGGAGACAAAAUCCAGUGAAGUUGCAGGAUGUUUCAUCAACCCUCUGAGCGGCUGGUCUCAGGACAGCAGCAGCCCUUCUCUCAGCCUUGAAAUUAUCCCACCCAUCUUAGAGAAGCUUUCAGCUGAGUCCAGCACCGUGAAACCUGCAUCCUUCUGGCAGUUAUUUGAUUCUGAUUCAGGCUUUUAAUGGAUGAGUAAAGGUGUCAGAGCAGUGAAAUGUUUGCCUUCUUAUUUUUGGAGCAAAGGGGAAUAAAAGCCCCAGAUAUUUAUAUUUAUUAAUACUGGUUACUUAUGUUCUAUUAGAAAGUUAUUCAAUGUUUUUGAGGGAUUCAUACAAUGCAAAAUAUUUUUUUUGCCUCAUGCAUACAGCAGAAAAGAUGUAAAGGAAGGUAAAAGAACAAGUUCAGGGCUGCUUGACCCAAUUUCUGUUAAUUUUUUUUCAUUCUUUGAGUUUACUUAAACAAAAUAUUGUACUAGUAACAUCUCUUUGCUGACUUAUUAAAACUAAUUUAUUCAUAUUUAUACUUCUGACCUGGCAGUGAAAAUAAACUCAAAUCAGAUGCCUGCUGUAUAAUUUCUUUGACACUUCUUUGAAUCUGGAACAUGUAAAAAUACAUUGUAUUCUUAAUGUAAGUGUAAAUAAUAAUAAUUUCAGGUGCUUAAAAGUACUUCACUUUCUCUA
Molecule: messenger RNA, 1475 nt
Organism: Amphiprion ocellaris (clown anemonefish)
Lineage: Eukaryota; Metazoa; Chordata; Actinopteri; Pomacentridae
Gene: iho1
Product: interactor of HORMAD1 1
Exons: 4
Coding region: 219-980 (253 amino acids)
Source: RefSeq, a predicted model, not a curated record